Molecule: messenger RNA, 1323 nt
Organism: Amborella trichopoda
Lineage: Eukaryota; Viridiplantae; Streptophyta; Magnoliopsida; Amborellales; Amborellaceae
Source: RefSeq, a predicted model, not a curated record
AGUGUUUGAUCGUAAAUCAAUGUUUGAUGUCGCAUAAACUUCCCUGCCCUAUAUAUUACAAAGCACUCCGCAUUGUCUGCGUCCUGCUUCUUUUCGCUGAAGCUGGGGAUUUGAUCAAUCAAUUGGAGUACAAAGCAAAUGGAAGGCCCAACUGAAAUCAGCAGCUCAAAGAUGUUUGGUGGCUACAACAAAAGAUACAGGCACUUCAGCGCCACCCUUGGCUGCUCCAUGACCUUCUACAUUUAUUUUCCCCCUGCCUCCGCUACUCAAAAGGUCCCUGUUCUAUACUGGCUUUCCGGCCUUACUUGCUCAGAUGAGAAUUUCAUUAUGAAAUCCGGAGCCCAACGUGCUUUAUCCAAUGAAGGCGUUGCAUUGGUUGCUCCUGAUACUUCUCCAAGAGGUCUAAAUAUAGAAGGGGAGUCAGAAAGCUGGGAUUUUGGUGUAGGUGCUGGAUUUUACUUGAAUGCUACUCAGGAGAAGUGGAAGAACUGGCGCAUGUAUGACUAUAUUGUUGAUGAACUUCCCAAGGUUUUGAGUGCAAAUUUUCAACAGCUGGAUACAUCAUGUGCAUCCAUAUUUGGGCAUUCUAUGGGGGGUCAUGGUGCUUUGACAAUCUACCUGAAAAAUCCUCAACGGUAUAAGUCAGUAUCGGCCUUUGCACCAAUUGCAAAUCCUGUAAAUUGUGCUUGGGGUCAGAAGGCUUUCUCGAACUACUUGGGCAGUGACAAAGGUCACUGGGAGGAAUAUGAUGCAACUUGUCUGAUUAAGAAGUGCAGUGGCAUUUCAACCCCGAUCUUAAUUGAUCAGGGUGAUGAGGACAAGUUUCUAAAUGAUCAACUGCUGCCUCACAAGUUUGAAGAGGCUUGUAAGAGUGUGAAUACCAAGAUUGUGUUGAGAAUGCAGCCAGGCUAUGACCACUCUUACUUCUUCAUUUCGACCUUCAUUGAUGACCACAUAAAGUUUCAUGCAGGAUUCCUUUUUAAGUAAUAUGGCAGAAGAAUGUUGCUCGGUCUAAAGAACCUCGAUUUCCAUCUGAUUCACCCCUAGUGAUUAAAUACCUUGCUUCACUACUGGAGGCAUAUAUUUGUCAUGUUAGUAUUUGAAGUACACUGAUAUUGAUGGGAUGGAAUGUAGCACUGCCAAAAAUUUCGUGCAGAAAGUCAGCAACACACCCACACUCCUGUAUUUUGGUGGUAAGCAAAUGGUUGACACAAUGCUAAAUCAGAAAAUUAAAUGGUUUGACACUGCUAAAUAAAAAUUUGUAUACCCUUCUUCAACUUGAACUGAUGACAGCAUAAUAAUAUCAUACCAUGGUCUAUUUCA